AACUCCACCCGCACUCCUUCCAACAUGGCGCCCCAACACCGCCCUCCCUGUGGGCGGGGCGCAGUCCUCCUUCCCGCCCGGCCCGGCCCGGUUGUGGGUGCCCGGGCCGCCUCUGGCCGCGCAUGCGCAGUGGAGCGCGGGACAGCGAGGAGUUGGUGCGGAGCGGAGGCCGCGGGCGGUGCUGCGCUGCGGGGCUGGGAGAAGCAUCAGGAUGAAAACAUGGACAAUAUCAAAACUGUGAAGGAAGAAUGGAUGUGUAAGUCAAGAACUGAUGACCAGAUUUUGAAUGGUACAGAACAAAACCAUGACUAUUUUGUCAAUGACCUUUUUGAAGAAGCUCAGAAGAUCGGUGCCAUAUGCGUGUCUCCAACUACAGUCAAGAACCAGGUUGAUGUGAUCAUUAAACUUUGGAAAAAUGGGUUUACAGUAAAUGAUGGUGAACUUAGAAGCUACACUGAUGUUGGAAACCAGCAGUUCUUGGACUCCAUUAAAAAAGGGGAGCUGCCUUUUGAGCUACAGAAAGUAUUUGAGAAGGAAGAGGUAGAUGUGAAGGUGGAAGACAGAAAAGAGGAGUUGUAUCUGUCAUCAAAAAAGCCAAUAUUUCAUCCCUUUUCUGGUCAUGGUUACAGAUUAGGAAGGCUGAACAAGCCCACCUUCUCCAUCCUCUCCUCCCAAGGCAGGUGCUCCAGCCCAAGCACAUCUUUGUGGCUCUCCAUGAAACCCCUCCAGUUUAUCAAUAUUUUUCUUUUAUUGGUCUUUUAUCGGGGGCCAAAUCUGAGUUCAGUAUUUAGGUGUGUCUAAUGAAUGUUGUGUAGGGGAUCGUCAGCUCCUACAAGGCUGGGGUCCUGCUAACACAGCCAGGAGUUUAAUGACUUUUUUUCUCAAAAUUUCCAUGUGAACAGUACUUUUUCAAAGAACUGUUCCCAGUUUCUUCUAUUCUGUGAUUUAAUAAAAAAGCUUUGCUGUUAAAAGUUAACGUACAGUACUUUCUAUGAAAAAAGGGAAAUUUAAGUGUUGGAGCUGAAAAAGACUAUUUUGUAUUCUGCUGAAGUUCUUCAGCAUUUAACUAUGUGUUCAUUGCAGUUUGACUUCCCACUCAUUCUUUCCUUUAUUCUGUGUGGGCGGAUAGAGUCAACCAGCACAAAAACUGGACUUGGUUUAUGACCACACAGCAUUUUGGAAAUCCCUUGGGGCAAGCCAGGUAUAAAUCUCUGCAACUUUAGCUUACUUCUGCUGAGUCAUCUUUCACAUAUUUCUGUCAUGUAAGAUUUACAUGCAUGAAAAAGAAGAUUUCAGCCUUGGGAAUGAGCCACAGUGACCAGAAACCUACAGGAAACCUUCAGUGGUGAAUCUGCUUAGUGACCUGUAGGCUGUGCCGAAGCCUGAAGUGAACAGCUUGUUCUGAUGCAGUGGAAAGGGUUUGCUGUUCAGGCUCAAGCUGAGGAAAAGCAUCAGCUGGGUGAGGAAGAGCUGAGGCUGGGGGAGAAGGUGGGUAACAGAGUAGAAGGCUGAUGGGGCAAAGAGUGAGUGGUUUCAGGAUGCAUUAGAGAAAGCAAGCAUCUUUGAUCGGUUUCAUCUGUUUCAGUAGCACAGGCUGUUCAUUCAGUUGCUGUAUGCUUGGGUUGAUAGGGUCGAUAGGGAAGAACUUCCCUUGAGAGAUGGAUGAGAAAUGCCUCAGGUCUCGCUUCUGGUAGCACUGAAAUCCUGAGCAAAGGUCAAGAACUGAAUCGUAUUUCAUUUACCAGUAGGCAUGUAGAUAGCGGAAGCAGAAAGAUCUUCAGCAUGCUGGGUUUCUGCUGCUAAGCAGGGCUAAGUGGCAGGUUGUUCAGUUGCUUGUCGUGCUCUGUCAUGCCUACAGCAAGUAAUGAUCUGGCUUCCCAGUAGGCGCGUUAGGUUCUGGAAGCAUGCUAUUCUGUGACUUUCGCUUGAGUGGUUUUGCACACUGAGACAUCCCACAACUUGCUCAGCAAUUUUGUUCUGUACGAACAGGAUAGAAUGCGCCCUCCUGCUGUUGCUAGUCUAUUCAGUGCUAUGGUAUCAGAAUGUUUUCUUUCAAGGCUACUAAAUAUUUUUUGCUGGUGGUGGAAACACGAGCCGUGAGUGUUUUGUAAACUGGUCCUCGCUUCCUGAUGUUAAUAAAUGUCCGUGGCAUCCAAAUGCUACUCUUGGAACAGAAGAGCUUUUUGGGGAAAUAAUAAUACUGUCUGAGAUGGAUAUGCUGUGGUUUAACCCAGCAGUCAGCUUGGAACCACAUGGUCUUUUGUUCACCACCCCUCCCUCUCAGCGAGUUGGGAAAAGAAUCGGGAAGAAAAAAAAGUUUUUAUCUCAACCUGUAAUUUCUUCUAUUUGCUAAUACAGAAAAGGAAGAAAGAAAUGGUAUCAGUGGUAAUCACAAAUGUGUACAUUUACAGAACAAGUGAUGCACAAUGCAGUUGCUCACCACCCACCAGCUUAUGUGCAGCCAGUCCCUGAGAAGCAGUAGCCCUCCCUCCCCCCAGCCAACUUCUUACAGUUUUAUUGUUUUUUAAAUAAUGCCAUCUGAUAUAAAAGAUCUCUUUGGCCCUUUGAUCUCUUGGAUCAGCUGUCCUGGUUCUGUCCCUUACCAGCUCCCUGUGUCCCCUCAUUCACCUCCCUUUGGCAGGACAGUAGGAGAAGCUGAAAUGUCCUUGGCCCUGCAUAACCACUGAUGAGCAACAAAUGAAACAUUGGUGUGUUAUCUACAUUGUUUUUCUCCUAAAGCCAAAACAUAGCAUCAUAGCAGAUGCUAUGAAGAAAAUUAACUCUGUCUCAGCUGAAACAAGGACAACAUAAGGUUGAAGUUGUAGAACUCCCUUUACACAGUUGCGUUCAUGUGCUUAAUUAAAAGAGAGAGACAAGUGACUGAAUGGUUUACUUAGCUUAUGACCUGCUUAUCAGUUAAACUUCAUCAUAAUAUCUGUAGAUUUUUCUGCUGAUGCUCACGGGGUGAAUGAAUUACAUGAGAGGCUGCAUUCUGGAGUCUCAGUAGAAGCUGGUCUGUUGACCACCUCAUUAAAACUUGUUUGGAAGAAAAACAGAGGAACUAGAACUGUUUUCAUUUGUUCUUUAUUUUUAAUGCAACCCAAAUGAGUUUGAUCCUCUUCAUUUAUGUUGGACAGGAGAAACAAAGACAGGCUUUUCCAAUAUAUCUUAGGUACCUGCAUAACUAAUGGAUAUAUUCACGUUUAUUUACCCUUACUCAGGUUCAUUUAAUAGCUUGACUCUUAACAAGAUUUGCAGCUGAAAAUCUCUGUUAAGUUUAACAAGGUAUUUUAAAGACAGCCUUAGGAAGGACCUUAGCUGUACUGUUAACUGAAAUCACUUGUAGCAAAAUGGAUUUGCUGUAUAACAUUCUUAGGGUAAAACGGUGUGCAUCAAGAUUCUUCCCAUUAGUCUGGGUAAGCACAAUACUUAAAGAGAAAAAGCCCAGUACUUGAAAAAUUGUCUGGAGACUUCUGUAUCUCUUCAAUCUUUGUAAGAUUAUCAAGGGAAGAUGUAAAAGGAAUGAGCUGUUAAAAGAAAUGAUGGUGGUUUGAUGUCAGACUAAUAGGAGACUUACGUUUUUGGUUUGUGGCUUCGGUCAGAGAUCCCACCACUAGAUGGCUUUAUCUGUCAGUUCUACAGGAGCAAAUUUAAGUGUAGAAAUGCUUUGGAAAUUGAUGAGUAGAGUUCUUCUAACUUUCUCCUGCAGCUUAGUUUAAUGUGUUGCCUUCAGUUCUGCGUAGGCUUGCUAUUAAAGAAUCAUCUCCAAUGCUACUACAGAGUCCUGAGAUGUGGAAAGAGGAAAGAGGUGGUUUGAGAACAGCAUCAAAGUUUGUGUAUAUGUGAGAUAGAUGGUUGUGUGAACAACAGCUGCAGCUGAUGGGACUAAAAUGUGUCUGGUUUAGCUUGGGCAGAGCUGCACAGUUAAUUAGCUCUCCAGCAUCCACGGUACUGGAGACAGCUGGCUCACGUGUGGCUGCUUACACGUCAGUAAGCUCUGAGCUAGACUGCACUAUCAAGCAGCCAGAGAAAGCUGAUCACUACUGGACUUAAGUAUGAUUUACACUUUAUUUUUGUUUUUACUUCCAUUUGCCAAGAUUGUUUAACUUUAUCUUGCUGGUGCUUAAGGGUUUUUUUUCCAAAUCUGGACUGCAGCUGGGGUUUAUUGUGUUUUGAGAUCGAGCGUGGCGAGAAGCUGAGUGUAAGAUAAGUACAUCAAUAGGGGCACAUGGGUGAUAGUAAGUCACCUGUACUUGGACUACAACCAGAAUGUUUUACAGGUGCACAUCUUGAAAUCUAUUACUUCCUAUUUCUUGCAUCCCAGAUGGUUUCUGCUUAUUGCCUUCAUUUGUAGUGAGCAUCUCUUAUCACUUGAGGAUGAGAUUGCUUAAUUCUUUUUUUAUUUUUUUGGUCAAGUUUCAGUGGAAGAAGUCAAAAGUGCCUCUACUGGCUGAUAGUCUGGGAGUUAGAACACUUACCUGGACAUGAGUGGUAAAGAAUUCUUGAAAUGCUUCAGAUUGAGAAAACUAUUAGCUUGAAUGUGUCAAAUCAGUAGAUAUCUUUGUUUUUAAUGAAAAAUGAGCUGUUGCUUUUCUGCUUUAUGAUUAAACUAACACAAUACAAGAACAUAAGGAUGCUGUUUGUCUGCAAAGCUGAUGCAGUGUUGUUAAGAACUGUUGUUCUUUUGUUUAGUGAGUUCUCCCUCAAGAAACAAUAGGUUGGGUUGUUGCUUUUUUUUUGUGCAGAGUGAGCUUUGUCUGAAACCAGUGUGAAGCACUCAUGUAGUCAGUAACCACUACAGAGCUCAGAAGAAAUGGUAACUCCUUAAAUCACUGCUAUUGUUUUGCAAGCAAACAUCUGCUCAUAUUUACGUGUGCUGAGGAUGUGCCCAUUGGAUCAGGCCUUAGUGAUGACUUAAACAGAACAUACUGAACAAGUUUGCUUCUGAAAGCAAAAAAACCUAAGCUCUGGAUGUUUCAAAACCAGUAUUUGUGCCAGUAAUUUUUUUUCCAAAGACCAUACACUUGAACUGAAGCCUUCUGUCAAGCUAUUUUAUGGAUCUUUCUUUACCCUUAUGGUACACUGAGCUGUUGAAAGUGCUUUGCAAAUCAAAAGCUAAGUGUAUGCAUAAGCCUGGGUUUCCACACUAAAUCAAUUUCUCUAAAGAGUGUCUCUAAACUGAAAGAAAUGAUGCUGGAGUCUAAAUCAAGGCUAACAGCUUUCAGUUAAAUUGAAUUACUGUAAUCACAUUGCACUGAAAAUUAACAUUGAGUAUGCAAAUUCAAACUUAAGCCUCUUAUAGUUUCACCUGUGUGAUUAGAAUACAAAGAAUCUCUCUUGUGUGUGCUUUAAUCCUUUGACAUGUCAGUUCCCUACUGUCUUGUAAAAUGCUUACUGCAGACAAGCAGAUUCUUUAGCACAUUGAAGACUCCACGUGGAAUUACUAGUGUAGUUUUCUGUUUUUUUUUUUGUUUUUGUUGGGUUUUUUAUUUU
This is a messenger RNA of Meleagris gallopavo (turkey), 5493 nucleotides long. The record is from RefSeq and is a predicted model, not a curated record. Lineage: Eukaryota; Metazoa; Chordata; Aves; Galliformes; Phasianidae.